AUGGUUGAUCCCCGACAGCCUAAGCGUCGCAAAACACUUCUAGCCUGUGAGAUCUGCAGAAACAAAAAGACAAAAUGCGAUGGUCAACGACCUGUCUGUGGCCCCUGUACGAGAAAAGGCUGGGGCUCAGAUCAAUGCUCCUGGAAAUAUGUCGACGGCACUGAUGAUACAAUCCCAAACUCUCUCGUGCGAGACCUCGAGCGACGUAUCCAUGAACUGGAGAGGGCACACUCCUCGGCGCCAUCGGCAGCAAGACCAUGGGACGGCAGCUUCUCGUCAUCCGCACCUGCACAUCGCACAUCUCUGCCUGCAAACUCUCCCACCCAAACAGGCCCUGGCCCGAACAACAUCAGCGCCAUCGAAGGUGCUGUAACUGGAGAGCCCCAGAAUGAAGGCUAUGUCGGUCCUGCCGCAGCUGCUGCACUUAUGGACACGGUUCGUCGUGCUGUUGCUCCCCUGCACGUGGCAGGUUCUCCUGUCUCACAGAGACCCGAUGCACUCCCGAUGAUGCAACUUACAAGCCCACCGUCAUUAUCCCACUUACUCCCACUGAGGCAGGAAGCACACGCCCUCUUGCUAUCGUAUUGGAAGUACGUUCAUCCCAUCUACCCUUUUCUUUACAGACCUACUCUGGAAUCCAUGUUUUCUAGUUUAUGGUCCGGAACCACGAUGCCUUCUGCCACAAGCCCAAUAAUGCAGACAUCAUACCAGGAUAGCGUUUGCCUUAUCAACUUGGUCCUCUCACUAGGUUGUCAAUAUACCGUUGAGUCAGACCGUGACCACGAAUUCCGUCACGGCUCUGCACAAGCUAGAAUAUACUUUGAUCGAGCUCGUGCGGCAUAUCGAUAUGAUCCUCUAGGUGAUGUUUCGCCAUCCUUACAACAACUUCAAAUUCUCCUUCUCAUGGCUCAAUAUCUGAAGAGUGUAGGGAGCACCCACAAAGCAUGGGACAUCAUGGGUCUUGCGAUUCGCACCUGUUAUUCUCUAGGUCUACAUCUUCCCACGUCAUCGAGCACCGAUGCGAUCCCUGGCUUUGUAGAUAGAGAGAUGGUAAAAAGAGUAUGGCAUGGUUGCCUCAUGAUGGAAAGGGCAACCACGUUGACCAUGUUCAGAAUGCUCAGUGCGACUCUAGGCCGCCCAGCCAUGGUUCCGGCGGCUGCCGGAACCACAACAGUACCAAUCCCCUUGGAAGUUGAUGAGGAAAAUUUUCAAUCGGGCAGUAUGGAGAGUGAUACGAAUGUCCAUUUUCCAACGCUACUGUCAAGCGGAUCAGUCAUUUCUUUUUUCGUGCUCUCCAUCGAAUUAUUUGAGUUCGUUCAGCGCAUCCUACUUUCGUUUUACUCAGAGCGGUCUAGUGACACAACAGAUAGCUAUUCGUCUUAUUUUGUGGGGAAAGAUUCGGUUCUUGCAUUGGACAAUGAAAUGGGCAAGUGGUGCAAAGGGGUUCCGUCCUAUCUGCAACUACAUUUUCCUGAGGCUUCUUCGCCAAAUCACAAUAGUCCAGCACGGACCUUCCACAGACAGGCAGCUGUGCUGAGGAUCCGAUACUUGCAAGCUCGCAUAUAUCUCUUUCGGCCAGUCCUGUCUCGAAUAUGCACAACUCACCAUGCUACCAAUUCGAAAGUACUGAGUGAACGCCAAGAACCUACCACUAGCCUUGAACAUCGGGUGGCAGUGCAGUGUUCGAUGUUGUGUGUCGAGGAAGCCAUCGAUCUGAUCGAGACCAUGUCUACAAACAUCACCACUGCUGAGGUGUGGGGACAGAAACCUGCUUGGCUCUAUGGAGUACUACACAUAUAUCUCGCAGCAACUGUACUGCUUGCUGCCCGACUUGCGCCCGCAGCACUCCUCACAGAGGUCUCGGAAGAAAAAGUCCAAAUGGCUUGGAGGCAUGCUCUGGAUAUCCUGAGCGGGUUUCAAGCAGACAGUGUCUCCGCUCAACGUUGUGUAGCUGCUCUUGAAGUGCUUCACCGGAAGCUACCGAAUAACGUCCACCAUGAGGACUAUGGCCACCAGUCUCUCAAUAACGGUGCCGAUGACCACCACGCUAAUGACCAUGGGCCGGAAAAUCCUGACGCUUUCGAACUUGCACCACCUCUCCACUUCGGCGCAAAUGAGUCGUGGACUUUUGAUGUCCAAGGGACUUCUUUCGACUGGGCACCAGACUUUGACCUGUCAGACCCUUUUGACAUGUCUUGGUUCCUAGCCUCUGAAUCCUUUGCCUGA
This is a messenger RNA of Exophiala bonariae, 2226 nucleotides long. RefSeq lists its product as uncharacterized. Gene Ontology annotation, molecular function: DNA-binding transcription factor activity, RNA polymerase II-specific; zinc ion binding; RNA polymerase II cis-regulatory region sequence-specific DNA binding. The coding region runs from base 1 to 2226 and encodes 741 amino acids. The record is from RefSeq and is a predicted model, not a curated record. The transcript is spliced from 2 exons. Lineage: Eukaryota; Fungi; Ascomycota; Eurotiomycetes; Chaetothyriales; Herpotrichiellaceae. Gene Ontology annotation, cellular component: nucleus. Gene Ontology annotation, biological process: positive regulation of transcription from RNA polymerase II promoter by galactose; DNA-templated transcription.